CCUUCCCAGUGUGUGGCGCCGCCAGUAGGGCUUGAACGUGGCUAAAGUCAAAACGUUGGCAUCAAAACUGCUGCUAUAAAUUGUUAUAAUGAGCCGUUUCGCCUCUCUUCUGCGGAGAACGUUUGGAGCAGUGAGAGAGCAUGUCGGAACAGACCAUUUUGGAAAUAAAUAUUACUACAUACCCGAGCAGAAGACAUGGACGGGGCGGGUUGUUCGGGCUAGACGGUUGGUGGAAGCCUCCAAUCCAUCAGAGUUUGAGUACAUGGAAGGACACAUUCCCUCUGAAUGGGAUGCUUGGAUUAGAGGUAGACGAAAGGAUCCACCUACUAUAGAGGAGCUGCUAAAGAACGAAUGUUACAGAGAACAAAUCAAAAUCAAAGCCAAGGAGGCUGAAGCAAAGGACAUGGCACUGCAAGCCAAAGAGUAUGAGGAGGGACUAGUUGCUCGACCUUUACAGACCCAGAUCACAGGUCAUGCUGCUGCCACGCAGUAUGGACAACCAGAUAUCAGUGAGGAUCCUGUUAGUACUGCCAAUACGUUCCAACCUGGAUCAUGGGCACCGCCCAAAAAAUAGGACCUUUCCGAACCUUACGGUCACUCAAGUGCAGGACUGUCACUUUGAAUGGUGAGUGUAUUGCUCUUUGCUGUGACUUAGAAACUGCAAACUGUCCAUCACUUAAUGAAAAGCUGGCUUUUAGAAAGUUCUUAAACAAGUACCAAACUCCAAGUCCUGUGUUAACAUGGUCAUUUUACAGCAUAUUAUAAACUUGAAGAUUAGUUACUUCCUCUGUCCAUUACCUUCAUUUGAAUGUUUUUCAUAUUUCAGUAAGAAACAGGAAUUAAGCUAUGAUUGAGAGAAGUUUGUGUUUUCUUAUGUGAUGCUACAACAAUGGUCACCAACCCUGGUCCUGGAGAUAUACUUUCCUGUGAAAUCUUGUUCAGCCACACCUGCUCCAGCUAGUUAACAUCUUCAGAAGUUCUUGAUUGGCUAAAUCAGCUGCAUUAGUGUAGGUAAGGAGGAGACUACAUGUUAGAUGUAGGUUGGAACUAAACCCUGCAGGAAAGUAGAUCUCCAGGCUAAGUGACAGUAAUGAUUAAUAGAGAAGCAAAAUCAGAUGUAUUUGCACCUUAUUUAAAAAAUAAAAACUGAAAUUGUUUAUAUA
Molecule: messenger RNA, 1163 nt
Organism: Pygocentrus nattereri (red-bellied piranha)
Lineage: Eukaryota; Metazoa; Chordata; Actinopteri; Characiformes; Serrasalmidae
Gene: ndufaf2
Product: NADH:ubiquinone oxidoreductase complex assembly factor 2
Exons: 4
Coding region: 89-574 (161 amino acids)
Biological process (GO): mitochondrial respiratory chain complex I assembly
Cellular component (GO): membrane
Source: RefSeq, a predicted model, not a curated record